UUUUUUGUUGAACUUUGCCAUCGUGUCGUUUUUUCUUCGAGGUGUCUUGCCUUUAACGCCGUUCAUUUAAUUUAUAGUUCGAAUCGGAAGACGCACAAAAAAACUAGCCAUGGGCCUGCUACGUGCCUUGCGUGUGAGAAUCAUGAAUUUCAUGAUUUUCUUCCUAAUAGUCAUACUCCUGCCCAACCUGCCGCCUCGCACAACUUUCCCCUACAAGGAAUUUACUGUGACCCCGCCCAAAGAACUGAAGGGGGCGCUGGAGCCGAACUUUCACCUGGAAGGCGCUGAGCGUCUGCUAGAGGGGCGUGUGUACGGCCCCGAAUGUCUUAUAGCCCGCAACAAUGAGAUCUAUACCGGCAUUCACGGCGGUGAGAUCAUCAAGCUGACUGCCAGCCAUGUCACCCAUGUGGCCAAGAUCGGACAGCCCUGCGAGGACAUCUAUGAGGAGUCGCGCUGCGGCCGUCCGCUGGGUCUUGCCUUUGACACGCAGGGCAAUAACCUGGUCGUGGCCGAUGCCUACUACGGCAUCUGGCAAGUCGAUCUGGCGACAAGCAAGAAGACUCUGCUGGUGUCGCCGGCACAGGAGCUGGAUGGCAAGGUUAAGCGGCCAGCAAAGAUUUUCAACAGCGUGGCCGUUGGCAAGCAGGGUGACAUCUUCUGGACGGACUCCUCGUCCGACUUUACCAUCGAAGAUUUGGUCUUUACCAGCUUUGCCAAUCCCUCGGGCCGUCUGUUCAAAUACAAUCGCGCGAAGAAUGUGAGCGAAGUGCUGCUGGACGAGCUGGCCUUUGCCAAUGGCAUUGCGUUGAGCCCCAACGAGGAUUUCCUUGUGGUGGCCGAGACCGGCGGCAUGCGCCUGACCAAGUAUUAUCUGCAGGGCGCCAAGGCCGGACAGAGCGAGAUCUUUGUCGAUGGUCUGCCCGGCCUGCCCGAUAAUCUGACGCCCGAUGCCGAGGGCAUUUGGGUGCCGUUGGUGGUCAGCGCGGACAGCGAGCAUCCCAGUGGCUUUAACAUCUUUGCACGCUUCCCCAGCGUACGCCUGUUCCUGGCCCGCAUGCUGGCCUUCUUCGAGCUGCCGUUCCGCUACCUGAACAGUGUCUAUCCGAACAAGUUCUCGCAGCGCUUCGUUCACUUUGUGGGUCACAUGGAGAGCAUCACUCUGCUGUCGCCCAAGCGCACCACUGUGGUGCGUGUCGACUGGAAUGGCAAUAUUGUGGGAUCGCUGCACGGCUUUGACAAGUCGGUGGGUGCACUUUCGCAUGUCCUCGAGUUCCAGGACUACCUGUAUCUGGGCUCACCGCUCAAUCAGUAUCUGGCGCGCGUCAAGUCGCCCAAGGCCAAACAGCCGACGGUGAAGGUGCGCAAUGUGAGGACCGAGGGCGAUGGCCUGGAGGCAUCUUUUGGUGCACCACCGACACCAAGCACAACCACUCCCAAGCCAAAGCCCAAGGCGGCAUCGACCACGACAACGACGCCAAAACCGGCUACAACUACCACAAAGAGGAGAACGACAACAACAACAACAGCAACAACAACUACAACGCCAAAGCCAACGACAACAACAACAACGAAGCCACCCACUACCAAGGCGCCCACAACUAAGCCACCGACAACUAAACCACCCACAACGACUACCACAACGCCAAAGCCUGCUGCAUCAACCACCAAGCGCACUGUGCCCACGAAACCGGCGCCCAUAGAGGAAAACAUUCCAGCGGACACGAAGCCACCAGCAAAGGAGAAGCUCAAGGUCAUCAACAAGCAGGGCGUCAACGUGGAGCUCUAAACACACAGCAGAGCGCAAUCCUUCGAGUUUGAGUUCGAGGACAUUCCCAGAGAGGAGAUUCGGUUAUUCACGUAGUCAGCCAAUGACAGAAUCAAACUCCACUUUACUCUAUAUUCUCCCUACCCCCACUCCCCACCACAGCAUCUCAAAUUGAUUUAGGGAGUGUCCCACAACAUCUAUUUUCUUGAAACAUUCCACUCAGGCCUCAUGCGGUGCCAGUUAAUUUUAGUCGAAAUGUAGCUAAAUUCAAACUAGCUCGAAGCCUUUAGCUCAAAUGAUUCUCUCGGGCAGCUCAUUAUAUGCCACGGUUUAUAAUUCGGUUCUGCUGCAACGUCCCCCCCACAACAUUCUACCAUUUAUGGAACUGCAUUCCAGCCCCGUCCCCCCCAUAUAUACCUCUAACAUUUAAGUUUAAAGUAAACAAUGGCCUGGAAAUUGUUGAACACAAAGCAACACUUUGAUUUUUGUACUGAUUAUUUUUCUGUUUUCUUAUUUUCAUUGAAAAAAUAAAGGUUUUUUUGUAAAGAUAAA
Messenger RNA from Drosophila obscura, 2317 nucleotides. It is a transcript of the gene Hmu, whose product is annotated as adipocyte plasma membrane-associated protein. The transcript is spliced from 4 exons. NCBI's taxonomy places the organism in Eukaryota, Metazoa, Arthropoda, Insecta, Diptera, Drosophilidae. Gene Ontology annotation, molecular function: strictosidine synthase activity. The record is from RefSeq and is a predicted model, not a curated record. The coding region runs from base 110 to 1786 and encodes 558 amino acids. Gene Ontology annotation, biological process: biosynthetic process.